CCUCAACCUCGACUUCGGUUCUGCUCGACGGUUCACGAAGGCCUUACGCCCCUCACGCUCACCGCAAACGACGCUCACUCAAGACCCUAGGACAAUCUACGAAUACGAACAGUAUGAUCCCUCUCAUCCCCGCUCUUGUCCUCGCCUUCUUGUCCUUCCUCUCUUCCGCCUUCGUCAUUCUCCGCAUCGUCAUUCCCAUUUUGCCACCUCACCCUCUCAGCCGUCGAGUCCGUCCUUCUGAAUUUGGCCUUCCUGACUUCCGUUCUCUUUCCCCGGCAGACAAGAGCCACGUCUGGCUCGCAGCAUGCGACGUCAUAUCCCUCAUCCUCUUCACAUGGCAAGUUGUGAACGAGUACCUCAACGCGUCUAAGGAUUACGAUGCCGCUUCGGACCCUGCCUCCGCUGUCAGGCUUUGGCUAGCCUUGACUCUCAGGCAGACAUGCCUCUUCAUCGUUGCCAUGCUCACGCUCGUCCACGUCCGUAUGGGUCGCUCUGUGGCCCUUGGCAAGGGCCACUGGAUGAUCUGGGCACCGACCGCCCUCCUCGUCAUUACUGGCACCGCGAUCUCAGCAGUGCUGGCUGCAACGAACGUCCCGAGCUUCUUCAUCGGACUGUUCGCAUAUUCAACCACUAUCUCGGUUGCCAGCACAGUUGCCUUCGGAUGUUUAAUGGGCACCUUCGUCAUGAUCAGGCACAACCUCGCCACGCUCAACGAUAUCCGGGACCCUUGGCCCCCGGCUCAGGAGGUUGAGGUGAAGCCCCGCCCAUCCUUUGCGACCGAAGACAUCGACGCUCUGAAGGACGGUAGCUCCUGGAUCACGUCCCGGGCGAGCUCCCACCGCGAGUCCGUUUCCGCGUUCUCAUUCUCGACUCACCACUCCGCGAGGCCGUCGAACGGUAGCGUGCGUAUCAUGCAGAACCCAGCGGGUGCGGCGUCUCAUCCCUCCAUCCCGCCGAAGUCGUCCUUCUGGUUCAACCCCGCCACGCCUUUUACCGGCCGCGACUCGCCUGUGCCCCCGGUUCCCCCGCUCCCGUCGCCUUACCGCAAUGCGCCCGACUCUCUUGACAGUCUCGUCAACGACCCAGACCCGUUCAGGCGCGCUGAGACCCCGCACGAGCUGGGCUCCCAGCCACGCGAUCGUAUGGGCUCCCAGACGUCCUGGCUCACAGAGCCGUCGAUUUACCAGCCUACUCUCUCGGCGUGGUCGUUCCCUGCGACCCGUCCGAGCUCGCCGAUCACGUCCCCCAGCACACCUGGCCCUGAUGUGGGCUUGCUCCCGUCUACGACUGCUCGCUCCACGCCUAUCAUGACUGAGACCCCUGUUCUGGGUGGAUAUGGGUACGAUGCUGAGAAGAUGCAAGUAAGCAUGUCUUCUACUUCUUCUGGUGAUGUCGACGUCGACGUGCCCCGGACUGUCGCGUGGCUGGCGUCCAUUUGGUUGCCAUUCGUGUUUUCGACCCCGUACCUGCUGAUCACUAACUUCUCCUCUCCAAUUGCGUCCUCCGCUGUGUCUAUCUUGUUUGUUCUGUCGGUUACGAUGUCUUCUCCUCUCCUCGCUCUGCAUGUUCUGUGCAAAUCGCCGCUGCCUAUUCCGUCCGGUCUUUUCGAGACAUACAGCGAGCCACCUUCUGCUGCCAACCGUGCGCCUUCCCCCACAAGCCUGGCGCCGUCGUUCAAGUUCUCUCACGAGUACAAGCGCAGUGGUAGCGUGACCGUCGUCGAAGGCCGUCGCAGCGGUGACGUCUGGGUGUCCAAUGGCGACGCAACUGACGGGAAGAACAAACUGCAGCGUGCAGUUGGUCUCCUCCAGCCUGUCCCCAAGCUGUCUGUGCUCCCGAUCAACGACGUGCCCGAGCCGAUGCUCACGCCGCCGCUCCCCAUCCAGAAUGAGGAGGAUGCUCCUACGAUCCCGCCCACGCCGCAGUCGGAGAACUAUGCAGAGUUCGGACAGCACCGCACGCGCAAGGAAUCGAAGGCAUCGUCUUACUACUCCGGUGCUUCCGCUGAGGCGCACUUGCAGUCGCAGAUCUUCAUCGCGCAGAAGCACUACUCGACUCUCGCAACGAAAAUGGUUCUGCCCCCGUCGCCGGAUCGACGUGCCUCGUUCGAUGACGCUCCCGUCGGUGCAGCUACUGGUGUCGAGGCCGAGCCCAAGGAAGCCUCCCGUGGGUCUCAGCACCUACGAACGCGCUCGGUGUCCUCGAUCAAGGACCCCCGCGAGACUCACUUCCCGAUGAGCCCGCCGCCGUCUUUGCCUCUGCCGCCAACUCCCCCGUCCAUGCGGGAGCUCAGGGAGCGCCAGGCGAAGCUGUUGACCCACCGCAAGACCCAGUCGCACUCGUCGUCCGUGAUCAACUACUCAUUCCGACCUGUGGACGAUGACAACGUCGCCGAGAUCGACGCGCUCUCCGCUGGCCUCCUGCCGAUCCUCGUGCCUGGCCUGAUGGUCGGUUCUGAUGUGAGGGUGCGUGAGUGGACGUGGGACUCACCUGCGUCGAUCGCGAGCAGGACAAGCAGCAAGUACACGAAGUUGGGUAAGACGUCUAAGGGCCACAAGGCUGUACCCUCUGAGCUUGGGGGCUUGUCGUCUGAAUUCCCCUCGCCGGAACUGCACUCGACUCCGCCCGCGCGUCGUGCGAAGACUAUGCAGCGUGAUCGGAAGAUCUCUGCGCAUAAGAGGAACCACUUCAGUCUUCCUAGCCUUGGCAAGGAUGGUCUGCACACCCUAUCGAUGUGGCGCAACGAAUUGAACCAGGCCAUCGAGGGUGCCGUUCGUCAUUACACAGCUGCGACGGGGAGUGACAGUAGGAGGAACACCGUUUACGGCGGUGAGAUGUUUACAAACGCGAUUUCCGGCCUGAACAUGGUCGACGAACGCGAGGAGCUCCUGCGGCCUACUUCCCCUGUUGUUGUAGUGAAGGCUGAGGCUCGCCCGGUGUCGACUGGCACAUUCGGCCAGCCGCCUCCCUCUCCAGAGGAUGUCCCCGCCAACGUCAACCCGGCUCGUAACUCCCUCGCGACGUUGAUCACUGCGCUAGACCAGGAACUGCGCCUACCGCCGCCGUCGUCUGCGGCGUCGGACGUUACGCUGUUCGACUUCGAUACCACGACCGGUCCCGUGGCUGAGAGUACGCCGCACGAGUCCAAGACACGCUCGAGGCCCUCGUCCUACCAGCCUCCCCCGCCCGUCCCUCAGCUCCCUAACGGCACGAAAUCUAGCCGCCGCUCGAGUAUCGUCUACAUCAAGUCAGACGAGAACUCGCCGCCAGCGCCGAAGCCCGCCGCAGUUGCGUCCAAGUCUAUCUCUCAAUGGCCGUCUCGCGCAGUGAAACCGCUCAUGCCGAAGAGCAGGGCACACAAGAUCGCUAAGGAAUUUGUCGAUGGUAAACAAGGGUCGCCCCCAGGCCUGCGCCCGCUCUCGCUCCUGCAGGACAGGGACGUGAAUUCACCUAUCAAAGAGAUACGCGCGCUGAGCAUCGGGAAGAAAUCCAAGCACGUCAACGACGAAAACGCCGACCCAAACCCGAAAGGCAAGGGCUUGAAGCCCCUGAGGCUCGCAAGAAAAGACACCACGAAAGAACGCGCUGCGCUGCGGAAGUCUGAGACGCUCCCCGAUGUGGUCGUCCGCCCUCCCUCGCAAAGCCAGCACAACGGAUUCGGUUACACAUUCGCCCUGUGACGAAUGAACGCUCUCGAUUCGCUGAACUCUGUUUCUUGUUGAUACCAUUAUGUUGUGAGUUAUGUUUGUUCGAUACGCUUUCGUCGCUUUCCACGCUUGCUCUCUACGGUGACGUGUCUAUGCUAUGCUCUCCUCUCUCCUCAUCGGUUAUUGUGUAAAUCAGUAUAGCUAUACUGUGAAGUACUAUCCCUAUGCUCUCCCUCUCUAGUUUUGUCUCUGCUGUCGAUGUUUUCCUCUCUGCUUGCUUUCUUUUGCCCUGCUGUGCCAGA
This is a messenger RNA of Fomitopsis serialis, 3949 nucleotides long. RefSeq lists its product as uncharacterized. Lineage: Eukaryota; Fungi; Basidiomycota; Agaricomycetes; Polyporales; Fomitopsidaceae. The transcript has 4 exons. The record is from RefSeq and is a predicted model, not a curated record. Bases 114 to 3680 code for a protein of 1188 amino acids.